This is a messenger RNA of Mandrillus leucophaeus (drill), 1903 nucleotides long. RefSeq names its product solute carrier family 18 (vesicular acetylcholine transporter), member 3 (gene SLC18A3). The transcript has a single exon. The record is from RefSeq and is a predicted model, not a curated record. The coding region runs from base 65 to 1522 and encodes 485 amino acids. Gene Ontology annotation, cellular component: terminal bouton; AP-2 adaptor complex; AP-1 adaptor complex. Gene Ontology annotation, biological process: chemical synaptic transmission; transmembrane transport. Gene Ontology annotation, molecular function: acetylcholine transmembrane transporter activity. Lineage: Eukaryota; Metazoa; Chordata; Mammalia; Primates; Cercopithecidae.
GGAGCCCCGGCGGCAGAGGCGCCUGCUGCUGGUUAUCGUGUGCGUGGCGCUGUUACUGGACAACAUGCUGUACAUGGUCAUCGUGCCCAUCGUGCCCGACUACAUCGCCCACAUGCGCGGGGGCGGAGAGGGCCCCACCCGGACCCCUGAGGUGUGGGAUCCCACCCUGCCGCUGCCCACUCCGGCCAAUGACAGCGCCUACGCGGCCAACACCUCGGCGUCCCCGACGGCUGCGCGGCCAGCGGGCUCAGCCCUUCGACCCCGCUACCCUACGGAGAGCGAAGACGUGAAGAUCGGGGUGCUGUUUGCUUCCAAGGCCAUCCUGCAGCUGCUAGUGAACCCCUUGAGCGGGCCCUUCAUCGACCGCAUGAGCUACGACGUGCCGCUGCUCAUCGGCCUGGGCGUCAUGUUCGCCUCUACGGUCAUGUUCGCCUUCGCCGAGGACUACGCCACGCUGUUCGCCGCGCGCAGCCUGCAGGGCCUAGGCUCAGCCUUCGCCGACACGUCUGGCAUAGCCAUGAUCGCCGACAAGUACCCGGAGGAGCCGGAGCGCAGUCGUGCACUGGGCGUGGCUCUGGCCUUCAUUAGCUUCGGAAGCCUGGUGGCCCCGCCCUUCGGGGGCAUCCUCUACGAGUUCGCCGGCAAGCGCGUGCCCUUCUUGGUGCUAGCUGCCGUGUCGUUCUUUGACGCAUUGUUGCUGCUGGCGGUGGCCAAACCCUUCUCGGCAGCUGCACGGGCUCGGGCCAACCUGCCAGUGGGCACUCCCAUCCACCGCCUCAUGCUGGACCCCUACAUUGCCGUGGUGGCCGGUGCGCUCACCACCUGUAAUAUUCCCCUCGCCUUCCUAGAGCCCACCAUUGCCACGUGGAUGAAGCAUACGAUGGCGGCUUCCGAGUGGGAGAUGGGCAUGGCCUGGCUGCCGGCCUUCGUGCCUCAUGUGCUGGGCGUCUACCUCACUGUGCGCCUGGCGGCGCGCUACCCACACCUGCAGUGGCUGUACGGCGCGCUAGGGCUGGCUGUGAUCGGCGCCAGCUCGUGCAUCGUGCCCGCCUGCCGCUCCUUCGCGCCGCUAGUGGUCUCGCUCUGCGGCCUCUGUUUUGGCAUAGCCCUAGUCGACACAGCACUGCUGCCCACGCUCGCCUUCUUGGUGGACGUGCGCCACGUCUCAGUGUAUGGCAGCGUCUAUGCCAUCGCCGACAUCUCCUAUUCUGUGGCCUACGCGCUCGGGCCCAUAGUGGCGGGCCACAUUGUGCACUCGCUGGGCUUUGAGCAGCUCAGCCUUGGCAUGGGUCUGGCCAACCUGCUCUAUGCUCCCGUUUUGCUGCUGCUCCGCAACGUGGGUCUCCUGACGCGCUCCCGGUCCGAGCGCGAUGUGCUGCUUGAUGAGCCACCGCAAGGUCUGUACGAUGCGGUGCGACUGCGUGAGCGUCCUGUGUCUGGCCAGGACGGCGAGCCUCGCAGCCCGCCUGGCCCUUUUGACGAGUGCGAGGACGACUACAAUUACUGCUACACCCGCAGCUAGCAUCCCCACUCCUCCUCCAGCCCACCCACCCGCCUUGGGUCAAGGCGGCUGCUCUGCAAGCCCACGGGCCAGCUCUGGCUCAGGGUCCACCUCCUCCAGCCAGUACCCCAACCCCUCCUCAACCUUGACUUCUGCCCGAAUCCCCUCCCUGUGACCCAUUCCAUAUCCCUUUCUCUCUUGUCCAGUGGGGCUUGGAGCACCGAGGCAAGCGAAGCCAUCGCGCUCCUUGCAGAGGUGAUGAGGACCCCGAGUCCCCAUCUGCGGCUCCCCUGUGUAGACCCUGCAUCUGUCUGUCCUUCCUUCCAUUGCUCUCAGUGCCAAACUUGGGCCGCUGCACCGCGGUGCCUCCGCCCAAAUCAAUAAACCGUGUCUGUCCCAGGA